Alexandromys fortis (reed vole) is the source of this 1923-nucleotide messenger RNA. RefSeq names its product islet amyloid polypeptide (gene Iapp). Lineage: Eukaryota; Metazoa; Chordata; Mammalia; Rodentia; Cricetidae. Gene Ontology annotation, cellular component: extracellular region. Gene Ontology annotation, molecular function: hormone activity. The record is from RefSeq and is a predicted model, not a curated record. The transcript is spliced from 4 exons. The coding region runs from base 276 to 554 and encodes 92 amino acids.
GUGGGAGUGUCAUAUCAAUCUGUUGAUUUCAUUGGCUGAGCAAUAAAGAAACUGCUGGCCCUGAUAGGUUAAAAGAUAGGUGGGUGAAAUAAACAGAAUAGGAUGCUGGGCGGAAGAGGAAAUGAGGUCAGACUCUGCUCUGCUUCCAGAGGGACCGGAGACGCCAUGCUCUGCUCUCCCAGGCAGCUCCAAUCCACGAUGGACUUAGGCUAGAAUCUUCCAGGACUACAGCCAGUGGGCUGAAGCUGCUCACAGUCAAGGGACCUUGAGAAGCGAUGCGCAUCUCCAAACUGCCGGCUGCUCUCCUCAUCCUUUCUGUGGCACUAAACCACCUGAAAGCUGCACCCGUCAGAAGUGGAACCAACCACCAGAUGGACAAACGGAAGUGCAAUACCGCAACCUGCGCCACACAACGCCUGGCAAACUUUUUGGUCCAUUCCAGCAACAAUCUUGGUCCUGUCCUCUCAUCCACCAAUGUGGGAUCAAACACAUACGGCAAGAGGAACACCAUGGAGAUUCCAAACAGGGAAUCUUUGGAUUUCUUACUCCUUUAGAGUCAAUGUGCUUCUUCAUCUCUUGUUAUUUUAUGUGUAAAUGUUCUGGUAUAAUUUAAUAGUGCCUUUUCCAUUUCCACUAUCCAUGCACAAUGUUGUGUCCCGUGCUUUCUGGGUGUGUGUGAAUCCUCAUUCUAAGAAUUGCUUUAAACUGAAGACUGAUCAAGUUCAGGCUGAAGGCAAUGUCUCUUAACACAACAAUGUGGUGAUAUUUCAUUUGUAUUUUAAUAAAUAAAGCUUGCCUAAAGAUCAGAGAGUAAAACAGCAGUUUGACAUAGAAACCAAGCGGUAGUGGUGCACACCUACAAUCCUAGGCCUAGAGAGGAAUAUAAAAUGGGAGGAAACAGCACUCAGCCUCAUUCUGAGAUUCCUGGAGGCAGGAUCACCACUUUGGAAUGAAGUAGAAGUAAGAGCCAGGGACUAACUGUUUUGUUUUUUCAACCUUCAGUUCAAGCCCCAAUAUCAGUCUUUGGGUUUUCAAUAUUUGUGCUACACAGCAUGUUCUUGCAAUACUUAAAACUUCUUUUUCUAACUUGUAACUUUGUGAUUCAAGUUUAAUAAUAAAGGAGACCAUAGGAACAUGAAACUUGAGAAGUUAUUAAUGAUUAGUAGCAAAGUUCUGAUUUUGGACAUUGGAAAAACAAAUAUUCUAGGUACCUGUUCAGAUGUCAUUUCAAAAUAAAUUAGCAAAAUUGUUUCAGGAUAUUUGAUCACACUGUGAACCCCAAGUUUGUGUUAUUUAUUGGAAAAAGCUGUUUCUAGUCGUGGUGUGGCUCAGCCCUAGCACACAUCUUUAAUUCCAGAGCUUUCUGUUUAUUGUAAAGAGGACUAAAUAAAGUCAAUCAUAAGUCAAGAGGUGGAGCAAGCAACCAGUUGACAGGAAGUGAACAUUAAAAAACCAUACAGAGUAAGAAAGAAUCAGGAGGAUGGAUUGCGAGAGGCGCAGGAAGUAGAAGGGAGGGACAUUUGGUUUGAGGGGUUUGUUGUUUGUUUUUUUGUUUUUAGACUAUGUAAGAGAAAGGCCUUAGAUCCUUACAUUCUGGGACACUCGUGGGGGAGGAAGAUCAAUCAGGUGCUUGUUCUGCCUCUCUGAGCUAGCAGGCUUUCACCCCCACAUCUGGCUCCUGAGUCUUUAUUGGUAUUGAUAAAAUCAAAUGCUUGAGAUCUAGUCAAAAACAACACAAAAUCUUGCUCUGAUUUAAUUAAUUUUUUUUUACAUUCUGCUCUUUAGUGUGCUUGUUGAUACCAAGCAUCUGUUUUGAAUGUUAAAGGUGGUUUGUGUCCAUGAGGGGGUUCAUUGUAUUUUCUGCUGUGAGUUUUAAUGACAUCUAUGACUUUAUUUUGUUGAAUAAAAAGUAUCCUGUCUUCU